Cuscuta epithymum is the source of this 1786-nucleotide messenger RNA. Lineage: Eukaryota; Viridiplantae; Streptophyta; Magnoliopsida; Solanales; Convolvulaceae. The record is from the annotation of a GenBank genome assembly.
GGGUUCUUUCUCUCUCAAAAAAAAGUUUGGGUUCUUAAAUUUUUCCCCUACUUUCAAUUAUGGCAGCAGUUCGUUAUUUACUUUCAAUUAUUUCUAAAACAGGAGGGUUGAAGGAUUCCCUAUACGCUGAUCAUCUCUGCGCCCCUAGUCCCCAUAUAUGAGCGCGCAAAGACUGUGUCCAGAUCCCUCUGUUCAUCGCUAGCUGCCUCAAAUACGAACGAGCCAACCCCUGUCCAGAAUCCCUAGAAUGUUUCCAGUUUGCCCAACUGCCACAAAUUUUGGCUGCUAGGUUUUGGUCCAACCUUAGCAAUAUUUUUGUUUAUGUCAAAUCCUUAUUGUGUCUGAAUUAAAUCUUGGAAAGCCCAAGGCACAGGUAGAAAUAUGUAUCAAGUUGACAUCAAACGUGAAGAAGGUGACACAAAACACCCACCUCUACUUGCAACAACUGCGGGUGAGGGUUCAACCAAUGUGGGGGGGCAAGAAGGCCAAGGUGCUACAAAGAAGCAACUAGAUUCAAAGGUUAGUUUGGUAAACAUAUCCCGAGAUCUGCUGUUGGCGUACCAGAGUCUUGGGGUGGUAUAUGGGGAUUUGAGCACGUCACCUCUUUAUGUCUAUCAAAGUAUAUUUGUGGACAAGUUGCGGAAGCAUCAAACUCCAGAUGCAAUAUUUGGCGCCUUCUCAUUGAUCUUUUGGACACUUACACUGAUGCCUUUGCUCAAAUAUGUAGUCAUCGUGCUUAGUGCAGAUGACAAUGGUGAAGGUGGGAGCUUUGCUCUAUACUCUCUGCUCUGUAGACAUGCAAAGCUUAAUCUACUUCCCAAUCAACAAGCUGCUGAUGAGGAGCUAUCUACUUACAAAUAUGGAUCCACUAGGCUUUCUGCCUUAUCUUUACCAUUGAAGCGGUUUAUAGAGAGGCAUAAAAAGGCACGGACGGUUUUAUUCCUUGUUGUAUUGCUAGGGGCUAGCAUGGUCAUUGGUGACGGUGUGCUCACUCCUGCAAUAUCAGUUUUAUCAUCAGUUUGUGGGAUUCAAGAUGCUGCUGAAAGCUUGCCUAAUGGUGCUGUCCUACUCAUUACUUGCAUUAUAUUGGUUGGUCUAUUUGCUCUUCAGCAUGUUGGUACCCACAGAGUAGCUUUCUUGUUUGCACCAAUAGUAACAAUCUGGUUGAUUUCAAUUUUUUCCCUUGGGUUGUACAAUACAAUAGUCUGGAAUCCAAAAAUUGUCUCUGCUCUUUCUCCGUAUUAUAUCAUCAAGUUUUUUCGGCAUACCGGAAAAGAUGGAUGGAUUUCUCUUGGAGGAGUGCUCCUAUCUGUAACAGGUACUGAAGCUAUGUUUGCAAAUCUUGGCCAUUUCAAUUCUUUCUCAAUGAGGUUUGCAUUUGUACUUGGCGUGUAUCCUUGUUUAGUGGUACAAUACAUGGGGCAGGCUGCUUUUCUGUCGAAAAACAUUGCUUCAGUACCAAAUAGUUUUUACGAUUCAGUUCCUGAUGGUGCACACUGGCCAGUUUUUGUUAUUGCCACCCUUGCAGCUAUUGUUGCCAGUCAGUCAAUUAUCACUGCUACGUUCUCUAUCAUCAAGCAAUGUAAUGCACUUGGAUGCUUCCCAAGAGUCAAGAUUGUUCACACGUCAAAGCAUAUCUACGGCCAGAUUUAUAUACCUGAAAUGAAUUGGAUAUUAAUGAUUCUCACUCUGUUAGUGGCCAUUGGUUUCCAGGAUGUAACUUUAAUUGGAAAUGCAUAUGGACUAGCAUGCAUGACAGUUAUGUUCAUCACGACGUUUCUGAUGU